Messenger RNA from Nelumbo nucifera (sacred lotus), 871 nucleotides. Its product is annotated as ethylene-responsive transcription factor ERF003-like. Lineage: Eukaryota; Viridiplantae; Streptophyta; Magnoliopsida; Proteales; Nelumbonaceae. Gene Ontology annotation, molecular function: DNA-binding transcription factor activity; DNA binding. The record is from RefSeq and is a predicted model, not a curated record. Gene Ontology annotation, biological process: regulation of DNA-templated transcription.
ACCCCCCUUACUUCAACCCCCUCUGCUCAUUCUCUCUCUCUUUCUCCUUCUCUCUCACUUUCUCUCUCUAGAUUCUAGUUUCUCAAACACUAACAAUGGCCAGACCACAACAGCGAUAUCGAGGCGUCCGUCAGAGGCAUUGGGGCUCCUGGGUCUCUGAAAUUCGACACCCUUUACUGAAGACAAGAAUAUGGCUAGGGACAUUCGAGACUGCCGAGGACGCAGCCCGGGCCUAUGACGAAGCAGCCAGACUCAUGUGCGGGCCAAGAGCAAGAACCAACUUCCCUUACAACCCCAAUGCGCCGCAGACCUCUGCGUCCAAGCUUCUCUCUGCAACCUUGACAGCAAAAUUACAUCGUUGCCAUAUGGCUUCUCUCCAGGUGGCCAAUUCUGUUAUGAAAGAGCCUCAGAAAGCUCCGUCACCGAUUGUCCUGUCCGAUAACGGCAUUGCCGGACAGUCGGAAGAAAUGGGUGUGUGGUCGUCAUCGAAGAGACCGGCCGUGCAACAGCCUGAGACCAAUUGGGUCGUGAAGAAAGUCCAAAUGGAGAAAACCCCACAGUUCAAACCUCUCGAAGAUGAUCAUAUAGAGCAGAUGAUACAGGAGCUACUUGAUUAUGGGACAGUUGAGCUCUGUUCUUCAACAUUAGACUCUCUCUAGCUUCGUCACAAGCGUCUUCUCAUCUCGCUCGCGGCUAAUGCGACUCAUUUUCUAUUUAAACCUUUUCGAAUCCCCCAUCUGUGUUAUUAGAUCGUAUCUGAGCUUUAGGUUUUUGUUCCAAGCGACUCAUUCGAUGGGAUGAUAUUAUUAUCAUAUGUACAGUAAGAGAAUUUCAAUAGAAUAUAUAUGAGAUAUUACAUAUUCCAAGCUCC